This is a messenger RNA of Sinocyclocheilus rhinocerous, 3383 nucleotides long. RefSeq lists its product as uncharacterized. NCBI's taxonomy places the organism in Eukaryota, Metazoa, Chordata, Actinopteri, Cypriniformes, Cyprinidae. The transcript has 9 exons. The record is from RefSeq and is a predicted model, not a curated record. Bases 1 to 3219 code for a protein of 1072 amino acids.
AUGCCGUUUGAAGCUAAAGAGCAUCUUAUCGCAUAUAAUACUGAAGGACAGGGGGAGGACAAGCAUGUAUUUCAUAGAGAGUGGGAACAUAAUUGUAAAAGCUGUGUGUUAACGCGCUCGUGUGCCGUAUGUGCUGCAGAUGAUGUGUCACGCGUGAAUAUGCUACGCUUUAUUCUGGACUGCCUGCGGCCGGCACGAGCGCGCGCUGCAGCCGCGACACGGGACACGGAGCUUGAGGCUCAGGUCAACACUUCAGACGAUAAUGAAAUCAAGGGUCUGCAGGAUGAGGUACACACGGAGCAGGAGACUCUUCAGACGGUCAAGGCUUUGCGCCGUAACACACAGGAGACCGAGGAGAUGCUGAAAGAGAAGAAGACACAGCUGAAGGAAGAACUGCAGAUGAUCUAUGACCUCCAGAAACAGGAGAGAGAAGUGGUUAAAAACAACCUGGCUGAGCUGGUUGCUGGCCUUAUAACUGGUGAAAGUUCAGUGGCUGAGAUGACAGAAGCAGCUCAUUGUGUCGUUUUGAGCCAGGAGUUGGAAGCACAUGUGGAUGUUGUCGAAAGUGAGUGUGAUCAUGUCCUCAGUGAGAAGAUCACGUCCAAAGAGGAACGAGAGGACGUGAAUGACGUUGAGCAGGAGAACACUGUAGAGGAGCUUGAUAAAAUGCAGUGUUCAAUGGAGAACUUGAAGAGCAGUGGCUCGUCAUCUUUCACUGAGAUCACACUGACAGAGGUCAAAGAGGAGGAUGUUAUGUUCAGAUCAACCACUCCACAGUCUGACUCUUCUGACAUGGAGAAGGAAGACUUUGAGAUCAUUCAACCCAGUCAGGCGACAAACAGACAGUUUGACUUCUUCCAUCCAAACCCCUUCACUGAUGGUGAUGUAUUUGGAGAUGACCAUUUUCCAAAGGUUGAUGUGACAGAGCAAUUACCCAGGGACCCGUUUAAAGGCACAGACCCUUUUGCCUCUGACGCUCUCUUGGUUAACAUGUCAGAAGAAAAGGAUGGUCAGGAUGACUUCAUCCCUGCAGAGAACAGUCUUCCAGAAACUGUACACUACCCUCUCCAAUCCGUCGUUAAAGACUACGGUACCUUUAACGCUCCCAUCAACAGGCCACAGUCCACUGGAUGCAGGAGUCUCAAAUCUGGCAGCGAUGUAGAUUCUGAGUGUGGGACAAACGCCACACCAGGCCAAAAUGGUGAUGCUGUGAAACCAGAUCUAUCAAACGAAGCUUUGAGUCCUCAGUUCGAUGAAGAGUGGGUCCAUGAAUCAGAUUCUAGUCACAGUUCUACUGUGUUUAAUUCCAUUGAUGCCGAUUCCAAUGUAUUCGCUGAAGAGGAGGAGGACAGGGUUGACGUUCAGACUGGAUCCGGUUUAAUUAAAAGAGCUAACUCACUGUGUGGUCUACAGAGCAUCAUUGCAGGUUCUUAUACUGGGUUUCCUCUAAGUCCAUGUGACCCUGAUCCACUCCCAGGCGAUUUCCAGAAGACCUUUGAACAUCAUAUUACCACUUCUGAACAAAAUGCUGCGAAUGCCGAAGAACUCGGAAAUACUGAGAGUUUAUCUCCAGAUAACAGUACAGGUCCUCUGUGUGAACAGCUGCAUGAUAUAAAUAGUAAUCCCUCUAGCUCUCCUUCCAUUUCUCCUUCUCAACCUUCUGCUUUAGACGAAUGCGACUACAAAUAUGGAGAUAUGUUCUUCUUCACUGUGAGAUUAGAUCCUGGUAGCCCUGAACUACAUAAUCAAAGUCCGGCUUGUCCUGAGCCCAAAGAUGAGUCCCACGGCCAAAUGCAUUGGAAGGACGCCUCUUUGAGCCCUGAAUUCAAUGAUAUAGAUGAAUUUGAAUGUUCCAGUCCAAAGCCUGAAGACAUAGAACAACAAAACCAGAUCACCAAUGACCAGAACACAGUGGAGCUGGAGAUCGUGACAAGCAGUGACCCUCCUAAGCAUGAUGAGAUAUUAGUGCCUGAUUGUGAAAAGGAGGUUUUAGAUAUUCCAAGUCUUACAUUUGAGGAUUCAAAUGCUUGCCAAAGUGUGCUUGAUUCAGAGUGGAAUGACCAAUGGACGGCAAAUCCAGAUGUAGUUGAACCUGUUCCUGAUUCAUCCAUCCUGGACACAGAAAGCAAUCCGUCUAAUUCUACAUCUCAAGACCUCUUUUGUCUGUUCAGUAACACAGAAACAUCAGCUACUGACCGGUUUUAUGCCCAUGAGCAACUCAGCCCUGAAUCCAGUAGCUCACAAUACAAACCUUCAUCCUCUGAAGGCUUGGUCAUGAGUAAACUUGAACUCCAGUAUUUUGACCCAUUUAGUCCCAUACCUGCUGAGCCGGUCGAAGGCGUAUCUGACUUAGAAGAAAUGAACACUGUUAACUCGUUCUGUCAUGAAGCUCCAAGACUAGAUUCUGGUUAUCAUGAAGUUGGUACUCCUACUCCUUUUAGUCCAGAACCUGCUGACAAAACCAAAUGUAGCAUUGAUCUUCAAGGCCUAGGUUUGGAAGCCAGAAAGCAGAGCAACUCUGAAAUCCACGUCCCUGAUCCAUUUAGCCCCGAAUCAGUCGAUACAGGGAUAUUUGACUCGGAAACGGAAAACUGUGAGUCUGGUUGUAUGAUUACGACAUGUCAACUCUUAAGUCCUCAACCACUUUACACAGAUUUAAAUAAUCUGGAGGAGAAGCCGAUAUCCGUGUCCUGUGACGUGCUAAGUGAUCAUCUCAGUGAUUGUUACCCCUUUGGUUCUUGCCCAUCUAAUGAAGAGAGCUAUGCUUACAGUAAUGAAGAAAAAAUCAUCGAACCAAUCCGAGAAGGAUCUGAUGCUUCGCGAGAAUCCAAACCUAGCUCAAUAGUGUCAAAUGCUAGUGAUUCUUCUCAAGUAUUUCACUGUGGUUCGGUGUGGGGAACCUCUGAAAUGAGCUUUCCCAACACUGAAGUGCUCGACCCAAUGAAAAACAACAUUUUUGAUUUUAAUACAAUGGAUGUUGGAUCAUUUGUGUCUGACGUAAGCCAACAAGUUGAAGAGGCUACACAUGGUGCUGGAAAAGUACUGAAAAACACAGACCUGACUGAAAUGGACUAUUUCUGUUCUGAGCUCAGUAAAAUGGUAUCCUCAAGUUCAUCUGAUUCUGUUCAACAGAGCGUGGCUGAGAUGUUAUUCGGCGCUGAUCCAAACACCUCAAGCUUUUACCCCUGGGAUUUUGAAAAGCCACAACACAGUUGUUAGUUUUCACACCCAUUGUGCUUUAAUCGGUCUCAUUAAAUCACGGUUGCAUUUUCACAUGACUUUUCCAUUGUUAUAUGGGGAAAAAAUAAGUGUCUAAGUGUAAACGAUUGUAAAUGUCAAAGUGUCUAAACUUCAUGUGACUCACUUUUGUAGUUGCAUUUCUA